AGCAUCCUGCAAGGGCAGCCGUAUUUCUCUGUGGAACCAAAGACAGGAGUCAUCAAGACCGCCCUUCCAAACAUGGAUAGAGAGGCUAAAGACCAGUAUUUGCUUGUUAUUCAGGCAAAGGAUAUGGUUGGUCAAAAUGGAGGACUCUCAGGAACUACUUCGGUCACCGUGACCCUAACUGAUGUCAAUGAUAACCCACCUCGCUUUCCUCGAAGGUCUUACCAGUAUAAUGUUCCAGAAUCACUGCCAGUAGCUUCUGUUGUGGCCAGAAUUAAAGCAGCCGAUGCAGAUAUAGGUCCUAAUGCUGAAAUGGAGUACAGAAUCGUGGAUGGUGAUGGAAUGGGGAUUUUCAAGAUUUCUGUUGACAAAGAUACUCAGGAAGGAAUCAUUACUAUACAGAAGGUAGGGUCUUUAUUUUUAUUUUCUAUUAGGGUAACAUUACAGAGAUUACUGAGAAGCCACGUCUGCUUUGAAGGAGGAAUGUGUCAGGCAAACUGAAUGCAUGUGGAACCAUUUUCAAUUUAAUUUCAGGAAGAAAAGCUAUGCAUUUAUAUGUCAGAGUCUUAGAGAAUCUUAAAAGACUUUUAUAAACACAGCCCAUGAGGUCUCUUUUGUGAGUAAACCCAGCUUUUAUCAAGAGCACUAUAACAAGAUGACACAUGAGGAAUUGUGCAUCUAAAUGACCUACAUGGAGAGAUGAGGAUGCUUCUUCAUUGAAUGUGCCCAUAAUGGAGCCCUAAAGUCAUCCAAAAACCUUGUAAGUCAAGUAGACUCCACGUGCAUGAAAACAUUAUAAACUCAGAAGUAGAAACCAAACUGUUAAAGUCUGGCUGUAUUACCAGUUAUUUCACUUAAAAAUUUCUAUGAAUGAAUUGAAAUACUUGAGUUUAUAGAAAGAGAACACGGAAAGUGGUGAAACCUAUCAUGCUCUCUUAAAUAUAGAUGCAAAGGAGAUAGAAAGUAGUUGUAAU
Molecule: messenger RNA, 971 nt
Organism: Talpa occidentalis (Iberian mole)
Lineage: Eukaryota; Metazoa; Chordata; Mammalia; Eulipotyphla; Talpidae
Product: cadherin-7-like
Exons: 3
Coding region: 73-498 (141 amino acids)
Biological process (GO): adherens junction organization; cell-cell junction assembly; cell morphogenesis
Cellular component (GO): plasma membrane; adherens junction; catenin complex
Molecular function (GO): cadherin binding; calcium ion binding
Source: RefSeq, a predicted model, not a curated record